AUGAAGUUAGCGGACCUUCGAGAGUUUUUGAGUAAAGAUAAGAGUCACCAGGAUUUGAAGCUAGUAAAUAGUUCUGGUGAGGAAGUGGAUGAUAUCGUAUCAGCAGAAUAUGUUACUAUCAAUGGAGAAAACAAAAAACUUGAUGAGCCAACAGAGUUUAGCUUAGAUGGUCAACAAGUGCCGUUGAGAGUUGUUGUUCAUUGUUGGUUACAUCGUGAGUCCAGCGCAGCCGAUUAUUUGGCAGACUGUCAGGCCAAACAAUUAACAAAUGUGUCUUUCUUGCAAAGAAAUGAUUUGAUCCAAUGGUUGUCUGGGGAGACAGAAACUUCUCAGUAUGUCAAUGUUGGCAAAAAGGCUGGCGACAAUGACAAAACUGAUUUGUCCGCGUCUACAUCUACUAAGACAGAGGGCAACAAUGUGGUAAAAGACAAGGGUGAAGUAUUCCCUCAUGAGCGUGCUCUUUUAGAUCAUAACUCAUCACUUAGAGGUUCAAAGCCAACGAACUUCCAUUAUCUAAUAAAAGAAGCGGAAUUGAAAUUAGUACAUUCUUUCAAGACCGCUACGAAAUCAAAGGGUGGAGUUUCCAAGCCUGCGCACGGCAAAUCAAAACCAUCUACACAGAAGGAUCCAAUCAUCUUAAUCCCAUCAGCGGCAUCUUCUAUUUUCACCAUUGCCAACAUCAAGCAAUUCCUAGAAGAAUCGAAAUAUAUCAAUCCCAAAGAUUUGCCAAAUUCACACAAGGACCUAGUAACAGCGGUGAAGAAGUUCGAUCGUAUAUCAAGACCGAUUAAGUUCUUGAUUGUAAAUAACACAAAGUUGUUUACUCAACCAGAAUAUUGGGACCGUGUCGUUGCUGUGUUUACUACUGGUCAUGAAUGGCAGUUUUCGAACUACCAAUGGUCAAACCCAGCAGAAUUGUUCCAACAUUGCAAAGGGUUUUAUUUCCACUUCGCUGGAGAUCUUGUCCCAAAGACUGCUGAGCAGUGGAACGUACAAAAAGUUCAACUCGAUAAAAACAAGCGUUUCAGAGACAUUGAAGUUUCUCGCUUCUUCUGGUCCAUAAUAGAAAGAGAAUUGUUAACUAGAGGCUACCACUGA
Kluyveromyces marxianus DMKU3-1042 is the source of this 1098-nucleotide messenger RNA. It is a transcript of the gene CDC73, whose product is annotated as Cdc73p. Lineage: Eukaryota; Fungi; Ascomycota; Saccharomycetes; Saccharomycetales; Saccharomycetaceae. Gene Ontology annotation, biological process: positive regulation of transcription elongation by RNA polymerase II; transcription elongation by RNA polymerase II. The transcript has a single exon. Bases 1 to 1098 code for a protein of 365 amino acids. Gene Ontology annotation, cellular component: Cdc73/Paf1 complex. The record is from RefSeq and is a predicted model, not a curated record. Gene Ontology annotation, molecular function: RNA polymerase II complex binding.